Phalaenopsis equestris is the source of this 2041-nucleotide messenger RNA. Its product is annotated as chaperone protein DnaJ. Lineage: Eukaryota; Viridiplantae; Streptophyta; Magnoliopsida; Asparagales; Orchidaceae. Gene Ontology annotation, cellular component: cytoplasm. Gene Ontology annotation, biological process: protein refolding; response to heat. Gene Ontology annotation, molecular function: heat shock protein binding; ATP binding. Bases 55 to 1638 code for a protein of 527 amino acids. The record is from RefSeq and is a predicted model, not a curated record. The transcript is spliced from 12 exons.
CUCCUCUCGCAGCCAUAAAACGAACGUCUAGCAUGCUUCUCUCGUGGUGAGAGAAUGGCUGUUUCGCUAUCUUCCCUGCCGCCUGUUCCUUCGAAAACCAACCUAGGGUUUAAGCCUGAGUUCUCUCGAGGUGGCGCAAUUUUCUCUAUUUGUUCAACGGACAGCAACCUUUUCGGUGAUGCUUCACUCGCCUUCCGGCACUUAAAGAGGCGUCGGAGCCGCCCACGGAGCAGCGGCGGAGCCUUCUCCGUUUUCGUUGUUGCCGCUACUUCGAUAGACUACUACUCGACACUUGGAGUUUCGAGGUCGGCGAGUAGCAAAGAGAUCAAGGCUGCCUAUCGGAAGCUCGCUCGCCAGUACCACCCAGAUGUCAACAAGCAGCCUGGAGCAACUGAAAAAUUCAAGGAGAUAAGCACUGCUUAUGAGGUAUUGUCAGAUGAGAAAAAGAGAGCUUUGUAUGAUCAGUAUGGUGAAGCUGGAGUGAAGAGUGCAGUAGGGGGUUCAUCAGGAACUUAUACGGCUAAUCCUUUUGACCUCUUUGAAACUUUCUUUGGAGCCACUAUGGGAGGUUUUUCUGGUAUGGACCAAGCUGCUUUCAGAACACAGAGGCGAGGUGCUACUAUAAAUGGCGAGGAUAUUCGAUAUGAUAUGAUUUUGGAGUUUUCAGAGGCCAUAUUUGGAGCAGAAAAAGAAAUUGAGCUGUCUCAUUUGGAGACCUGUGAUGCAUGUGCUGGUACUGGAUCUAAAAUUGGCUCCAAAUUGAGAAUAUGUUCGACCUGUGGUGGAAGAGGCCAAGUAAUGCGAACUGAGCAGACACCCUUUGGCUUGUUUUCUCAGGUUUCUAUAUGCCCAACCUGUGGUGGAGAAGGUGAGAUCAUUUCUGAUUACUGCCGCAAAUGUGCUGGGGAAGGGCGUGUUCGUGUUAAGAAGGGCAUUAAGGUAGAAGUUCCUCCUGGUAUUAGCAAGGGCAGCACUCUUCGUGUACGUGGUGAAGGUGAUGCUGGGCCUAAGGGGGGACCUCCUGGAGAUCUUUAUAUAUGCCUUGAUGUUGAGGAGAUACCAGGUAUACAGCGAGAUGGUGUCAACUUAUGUUCAGCUGUUUCUAUAGAUUACAUUGAUGCUAUUUUGGGGGCUGUUGUUAAGGUGAGGACAGUUGAUGGACCUACUGAACUCCAAAUACCUUCUGGCACCCAGCCUGGUGAUGUUAUAGUACUAGCAAAACGAGGUGUUCCCAAGUUAAACAAGCCAUCCACACGUGGUGACCACUUAUUCACUGUAAAGGUUACAAUUCCUAGUCGCAUCAGUGGAAGAGAGCGUGAGUUGCUAGAAGAAUUAGCAUCAUUGCGUGAUAAUUCUGUAGGCCGUCCAAAAGGCAGAUCCCUAAGUAGAAGAACUGAGAUUAAAGAGAUCAAGAAUUCACAACCAUCCAAUGAACAGGUUGACGUUUGGAAGAAGCUUAAAGAUUUUGCUGGUAUCACACAAUAUUAUAACACGACUUCAUGGGAGACUUUUCCUUGCUUGGGAUUCGGCAUACUACUCAGGCAUACUGCUCCUCAAAUCAUUUCUUGCAUGCAUGUUCAUCAAGUAUUUAGGUCUCUUGCCAAUGGAGUACUCAGAUGGUUGAAAAGCAACUUAUAAAACUAAGUAGGGUGGCUCCAUCUGCAUCCAAUUAUGGUAACUCCAAAUCCCACGUUUAUCUUUGCUUGAUUUGCCUGAAAUUUUUUACCUUAAUUUGCGAUUCCAUGGAAAGAGAAUGUGAUUCCAAAAAAAAAAAAAAAAAAACAUUUAGCGUCGUUCUCUCCAUUCUUUACCUUCUUCCCCCCUUCUUUGUUUUAUUUUUGUAAAGCCACCUUUCUCAACUCAAUAUGAGCACUUGUUUGGUGAAAGCCACCGGAUACUCCACUGUCUUUAAAUUUUUUAAAGUGGAGGAGAAUUUGAUUCUUCCUUUAAUGCAUGUAAGCCGCUAUUAGAGGCUGAGACCUUAUUGAAGGAAAGCUUCACAUGUAAUAUUUCAUCAUUAUAUUGGAGUUGAGUUGUUCAA